GUGGGGCUCUUCCCGGCCUAUACUAAUACGUAGCCGCGGCCUCUUCGGAGGUUAACACGCUUAACCAUCCUAAUCCACUUUUACAGUCAAGACAGAAGAAGCUGAGCAGGAGGAAUCACCUCCCGAGGAGGCGGCGUCCUUGGUCGGCAUGGACAGCCGGAGCGAGCGUGAGUCGUGCUGCCUGAAAGGCGUGAGGCACCUCUCCGACAGCGGCGUUACCAGGCUUCCAGACCGGUACGUCCUGCCGGCCUCCGACCGCCCCGGCGCCGGCGGCGGACUCUGCAGCAGGGCGAAGCUCCCCGUCGUGAACCUCGCGCGCCUCCGUGACCCCUCCGAGCGCGCCGCCGUGCUGGAGACGCUCGACGCCGCGUGCCGCGACUACGGAUUCUUUCAGGUAGUGGACCAUGGGGUGGAGCGCGAGGUGAUCGGCGGGAUGCUGGACGUGGCGCGGCGGUUCUUCGAGCUGCCGUUGGCGGAGCGGGAGCGGUACAUGUCGUCAGACGUGUGGGCGACGGUGAGGUACGGCACCAGCUUCAACCAGGCCAAGGACACCGUGCUCUGCUGGCGCGACUUCCUCAAGCUCCUCAGCUGCCAGCCGCUCUGCGCCGUCGUCUCCUCAUGGCCCGACACCCCCAACGACCUCAGGGAAGUGGCGUCCAGGUUCGCCAUGGCGAGCCAUGGGUUGUUCAUGGAGCUCAUGGAGGCGGCGCUGGAGGCCCUGGGCAUCCCCGGCCGCGGCGUGCUCGGGGAGCUGGUGGUGGGGCACUCGCAGAUCAUGAUGAACUGCUACCCGGCGUGCCCGCAGCCGGAACUCACGCUGGGGCUACCGCCGCACUCGGAUUACGGCCUCCUUACGCUGCUGCUGCAGGACCACGAGGGCCUCCAGGUCAUGCACGACGGUCGCUGGCUCACCGUCGACCCUGUCCCGGGAUCCUUCAUCGUCAACGUCGGUGACCACUUCGAGAUCUACAGCAACGGACGGUACAAGAGCGUUCUGCACCGGGUGCGGGUGAACUCGACGCGGGCUCGCUUCUCGGUGGCGUCGUUCCACUGCCUGCCGGCGGAGCGGAUGAUCGGGCCGGCGGCGGAGCUGGUAGAUGAGGACAACCCGCGGCAGUACAUGGACACCUCCUUGGCCACCUUUUUCGCCUACCUCGCCUCCGGCGAGGGCGAUCAUUUCCUCCAGUCAAGGAAGCUAGCUGAAUGAUCCAAUCAGCUAAUAAUACUUUGCUAGUAGCUUAUGGCAUCGCUUAAUCUGGAGUCAGUCUAUUUAACUUCGAACGAUUCGAUUUUUCAGCCUCGGAUCUCCAAUCAACGUACCCGAUUUGUCUGCA
Molecule: messenger RNA, 1334 nt
Organism: Phragmites australis (common reed)
Lineage: Eukaryota; Viridiplantae; Streptophyta; Magnoliopsida; Poales; Poaceae
Product: probable 2-oxoglutarate-dependent dioxygenase SLC1
Exons: 4
Coding region: 149-1207 (352 amino acids)
Source: RefSeq, a predicted model, not a curated record